Messenger RNA from Coregonus sp. 'balchen', 23294 nucleotides. The record is from the annotation of a GenBank genome assembly. Lineage: Eukaryota; Metazoa; Chordata; Actinopteri; Salmoniformes; Salmonidae.
AUGCUCCCUGCUCUGUGGUCUGGAGAGGAGACUGUGGCAGGCCAGAGGAGAGCAGCAGAAAGGGAGCAGCCUGGCUGGCUGUCACUGGGAGAGUGGGGCCAACCUACCAUGCUCUCUGGGAGCCGUGUGGGGAGGGGUUUCACUAAGACAUGCCCCCGCACUGUUCCACUGCAGGCCUGUUCUGUCCGCCCCCGGAAACCUAAAACUACAAUCCGGGAUAAUCUCCUUGAUGUCUGACUAAUACAGUGGAAAUCAAAAAUGAGCCUUAUAUACUACCUCCUGUGGUGUGCUUUCCUUGGCGUGUUCUUAAAACGAAUGACCCCACCUGCUAGUUCACUGAUACUUACAUCACGAUCACCAUUCUCUCAGUAGAUUAACAUUUGCUCAGGCUGAAUAAAAACAUGUUUGUGUGCCAUGUGCUUUAUAGAAAGCUUUGAAGGUUACUACAGACAAUGAGCUUGUUGAGUAAGUGGGUAGAUGGAUGCUGUGUUCUCUCUAUUGUUUUCUAUUCUGUACUAAGAAGGAUUUGCAGUAUGUGUCAUACAAGAAAUGGUGUAGGUAAUUACGAAAGAUUAUAAAUCACAUUUCAAACAUUAUUUUGUAAAUAUUAGAAGAAAAUAAACAAAUCACCCAAUUGUUAAUACUAUUAGUUGCUUUAUCUAUUUCAAAGCAGAUAAAGCACUGCUCCUGGUGGACUCAGUAAAUUGAUUUUAGAAAUUAAGUAUAAACCAGAUUAAACACACAUUCAUGGUAAUGCUAAUCCUUUUCCUGCUCAGGGGGCAGUUUACAUUGUUCAGCACUUUGUGCUUUGAAAGUAGAUUUGUAUUCAGUGCCCUACACUUCCUCCCACCCCACUAGAGUGUAUCUGCAGGGAGCAGUGCUGUCUGGAUAGAGAAUAGGUUUUAUACAUUUACAUUUUAGUCAUUUAGCAGACGCUCUUAUCCAGAGCGACUUAGUGAGGCUACAUUAUAUAUUUUUCAUACCCGUGGGAAUCGAACCUACAACCCUGCGUUGCAACACCAUGCUACUCACUGACUCAUCCUGCUGGCCAUUCCCUCCCCUACCCUGACACGCUGGGCCAAUUGUGCGCCACCCCUGGUCUCGCGUCAUGGCGGCUACGACGAGCCUGGAUUCGACCAGGAUCUCUUGUGACAGCUAGCACUGCGAUGCAGUGCCUUAGACCACUGCGCCACUCGGGAGUUUGCUGGUUAUACCUCCUUAACCACUUUCACAGCGCUCUGUGGCUGACUGAGAGACUGACUGAGUAAAAGAGAGCAGCGCAUACCCCAUGAUGCAUGUAGUUGCUGAGUAAAUACUUAAUUCUGGCAGUGAUGUUCACUGUGCACUGUGCCAGGGUCUGUGUGUGUGUGUUUAUGAGGAGACUGUAGAGCUUUUUACUAUUGUUGCCUCCCUGGGAUCUAGCUCUAGGUGUUGUGGUCUUGAUGGGGGGGUGGGUGUAGAGCUAGGUCUGCUGGGUUAUGUUUAGCUUUAAGGCUGACAACAUGUGAACGUGCCUCCUGAGGUCAACCUCUGUACUGUGGCCAGCCAUGAUUGCAUUAAUAGCAGUGACACAUAUCCUGUUUGACACUAAACAGAACUGUGCAGAUUUGUCUGUAGAUCUGCUUUGCCAGAGGUUUAAGGAAGGCAGAUUGUAGCCUACAACCGCUACUAGCUACUACUAUGCACGUUUAUCGGAUGUAAUUGAUCAAUUAAUCUUUUUUUAACGGAUAUGCUUGUGUAUGCUUUUAGAGGCCUUAUGAUAAUUUACUAACCACCCUCUUGUUCAACCUCUUUGUCUCCACUCCUAUCUAAAAUACAAAAAAGAAGCUGCCUUGUGUUUAACGCUCCCCAGCUAAUUGAUAUUAAUGACUACCAUUAAUGUACAACUGCAUAGUAAAUAUCCCAGGAUCCCAGAUCCUUUACAGUUCUCCUGUUGUCGACUACCAUGAUGCCAUCCCAAGGUAGCUCUGACUUUAACCCCAGCUUCAGGCUCUUGUGAGAGGAAGAUGAAACUGAUGGGAUGACCACCAUUUUAUUUACUCUCUGUAAGAAAUGUCUACCAUUUGACUAUUGUCAAGCAAUAAUUUCAUAAUGUAACUAAUAAUGUAAUGUGAUAAUGUCAAGUAACAAUGUAACAGAGUAGAUAUAGAUAUCGAUACCGUAUGAAAGCACCACAAUAUAGUGCAACUGAGGUGGCCUGACCUGCGUUUUUAAAUCACACUCGUACUUACUGUAAUAUGCAUUCGUCACUCUGCCUCUGUGAAGAGUGUUGUCUUGGCAGCGGUGGGUUUGACAGUUAGGGAAAUUGACUAUCACUUUAACUGUAACAGGGGUGAUAAUGAAAGGCACAGGGAAAGGGCAUAAGGGUUGUGUGGAGGAGGUACGUGAUGUCACGCACAGUCAGGCUAGGACAGGAUCACUGCUCUUCCUUUCCUGUCACACUCAAUGUCUCAUCCUCAAUAUCAAGUGUCAUCAUCUUUCACUCGCUCAUGUUCUCAGUAUUUUGCACACAAUCUCUGUCAGUUUGUUGAAAUGUGCUCUCGUUUUAGUGAAAGAGUGUGAAAAUUUGACCUUGCCUUCAUUAGACAGCUGUGGCGUGAAAAUAAUCUCCAAAACAAUACAGCUCUACCUCACACUUGGUACUUUCUAAUUGACUGUGUGUGUGCGUAACUGCGUAUGUGUGUGUGUCUGUUGUGUAUUUGUGUGUGUAUGUGUGCUGAUAGGAUCUUUUGAGCAGUGAAUAAUUGUAGCUGACGCAUUGCAUCCUCUGGUGUUUAUUACUUCCUCACUAAUCUUUGUUAAGAAACAAAAGGACAGAAGUAUCCCUCUAACUCAUGGUUUCUCAACCCUCUCCUCAGGGCCCCACCAGACGUUUUACAUUUUAGUUUUAACCCUAAACUGGCACACCUGAUUCAAUUAGUCAAAGGCUUGAUGAUUAGUUGACUAAUUUAAUCAGGUGUGCCAGUUUAGGGUUAAAACAAAAAUGUGAAAUGUCUGGUGGGGCCCUGAGGAGAGGGUUGGGAAACCCUGCGUCUAACUGAGAAAGGCAAGAGGAGUCUACUGCAGGGGUAGGCAGUUCCGCAGGCACCUGGAGUUCCGCAGGCACCUGGAGUUCCGCAGGCACCUGGAGUUCCGCAGGCACUUCAUGUUUUUGAUUGAACCGACCUGGAAGACCAGGUAGGUUGAAUUUAGGCAAUCACUGAACUGAUCAAUUAGCUCAGUUGGUCAGGUGUGGUGACUAGUUGGAACAAAAUCCUGCAGUACCUGCAGCACUCCAGGAACAGGGUUGCCUACCCCUACCCCUGCUACUGUGUGUGGACAGAUAGCCCAAUGUAAUCUGUAGUUCUUUGUAUGUGUGUGUUUGUGUGCGUGUGUGUGUGCGUGCGUGCAUGUCCAAGCAUGCCAGGAUGUGUUACAAGUACACACACUGGCUGCAGUAGGGAGGCUUUGUAUGUGUCAUAUGGAUCUGCCCAGAUGGAGCGAGAGGAGAGGAGAGUUGUAACGUGUUAAUGUGUGUCUGUGAUGGGUUUAGUUCUAGCUCAGAGAGAUAGCGAGAGAGAAUGGAGGGAGAGAGAGGGAGAGGGAGGACUGUGAGGCAAGAGGUAGUGUGAGAGGAAUUUCAAUCAAGGGCUCAACAUGCUGUUUAAAUACCAUCAGCACAAAAGGGGAGGGGAGACUGUCAGGGGGAUAAAUCCUCACACCUGAGAGGCUGAGAGGAGGCAGGCUGGACGGAGGCAGGCAGGCUGGACGGAGGCAGGCAGCCCCAACCCCACCAGACCUCCCUCCACAUGGCUGGGAAGCGCCAGAUGUGCCGCUCACAUUUCAUCCUGUUUCAGAGGAAGAUAAACAUUUAAAUAUAAAAAUGAGAAAGAGAUUAUGGAGGGAGAGGAAAGCCAGAGUCAGCAGGUCUUAAGCCAAUGGCGAUAGCAGAAUGCCAAUACACAGGAUCCGACUUUUAUGGCGAAAGAGAAAUCUUAGGGAAUAUUGAUGAUUAAUACUGGAUGCCAUCAUUUAUAAGUCUGUUUAUCUUGAGAAAGUCAAGUUUCUAUUUUUUAUUGUCACGUGCACAAGUACAGUGAAAUGCCUUUCUUGCUUUCUCUUUCCCAACAAUGCAGUAAUUAAUAUCAUUAGUACUAUAAAAAAAAGGAAGUAGAACAAAAAAAACUAAGAAGAAUGUAACUAAGCUAUAUACCAGGUCAGUUCCAGGGUCAGUGUCAAUAUAAUAUGUAUAACUCUAAGGUAAAUCAAGUGUUUGCACUUUUGGACUAUUCCAUUGGUUUUCCUUUGUACCGGGCAAAUUAAAUAAAGCUCAGGUUAGUCAUUUAAAGUAUACUGAACAAAAAUAUAAACGCAACAUGUAAAGUGUUGGUCCCAUGUUUCAUGAGCUGAAAUAGAACAUCCCAGAAAUGUUUCAUACGCACAAAAAGCUUAUUUCUCUCUGUGCACAGACUUGUUUACAUCCCUGUUAGUGAGCAUUUAUCCUUUGCCAAGAUAAUCCAUCCAACGGACAGGUGUGGCAUAUCAAGAAGCUGAUUAAACAGCAUGAUCAUUACACAGAUGCACAUUGUGCUGGGGACAAUAAAAGGCCACUGUAAAAUGUAUAUAUUUUUGUUCAGUAUAUAUAUCAUAUGUACAGUAUUUGGCCCAGAUCUGCUAUACAUGGUUUCCAUGCUACAUCAUGACAUGAGGAGGAGUAGUGGGUCUGAACGGAGAUGCCCCUUCAUUCCAUCUGUUAUAUCCCUCCCCCGAGAUGAGAUAGGAAAUAGAGAAGCUUGUGUUUUUAUAAAGUCAACCUCAUCUGUGAGUCACUGCUUCCCCUUCCCUUUGUAUGCCAUUUGAAAUGACUGCAUUCUGUCCUCAUUGACAGGGGGAUGGCCAUUGAAGGCUGUGUGAUGUAGUGCCAUUUACCCUUGCCUGUCACUCACACAGUAGAGAUCCCAGUGAGUGAUCGAAGUGUCGUAGGGGACUCAUGACAAAGAGGUCUGACAAUGUCACCUAAUAAAUAACAGAAUAACGGCAAUGCAGAUGAAGCAAGGACUUUUUAAAACAUGCGCUAUGGGUUUUGACACCCCCUGAGGAAAGCUAGCAGAGGAAACAGCUGAUGCUGUGAAGCCAGAGACUGAAGACCAUUUAGCAGAGCAUUGGUUCAGAUUUUUCCCCUGCAGGCAGCCUUUGGACUUUCCACCAUGUAUAAUUUGUGAACUACAGACCCUCCCAGAGAAAGUGAGAGGCAGGCCAGUUAUAGGGCGCCCUGCUGUGAGUGCUGAGUGAGCGCAUCUUGAGCACUGGGCCUUUGAUUAGCCAACCACUGCUUUGCGCCCUAUGUUCAGCAGCCAAGUCAGCACUUCAGCAGACAAACAGGGCUUUCUGCAAGGCCUCCGAACACCCCAACAAGCAUCUGGAGUUGACUCACUUGUGGUUAAAAUCUAUAACUGGAAAGGAAUUGUUGCUAUGGUCUCUCAACAAAUUAUUUUAAGAAAGUAUAUCAGACUGAUUGUGAGUAAUAUUUUGCUAUAUGUUAUUGUCCAUUCCUGUUUUGGUUUUUGAGAGAUUCCGGUCUUUUGACUUCUUAUUUAUUUAUAAUUAAUAAUUUAAGCCUUGACUACAUUUUCUGUACAUACAACUGAUAAACAGUGUACCCCCAUCAAAUAAUUAAACACUUUGAUUUCGCUCUUCAGAGGCUGUAAGACACCGUUCAGUAACACCUGUGACCAUAUUGUGCCCUCUGGAGGUCAUCUUUGCCUGUGCAGGUUUCUUACCAUAUCCUACUGGGCUGUGCUGUGUUCUCUCUCAACAAAAAGCAUUCCAUCACUAGGGAGACCCCAAAAGGAAAUGUAGCUGGCUGAACUACCAUAUGCCCAAGGACUUCUGCAUAAUGAAACUUAUCCUGCUGUGAAAAUGGUCUCUGAAAAGCUGUCAGCUUAGUCUAGCUAUUACUGAGCAUCAGAGAACACUGAAUGGUUAUGCUAAAAUUACCUAAGGACAGUAGUUCACAUACUGUAGCUGUAUGUGGUGUAAGAGAUGUGGAAAAUUUGAGGAUGAUACAAGAUGUCUUGCAUUAGCCCAAGAUGUCCCAAGACCUUAGCGGCUGAUAGCUGUUGUCUGAGAAGGACAACUGUCAGAAUCAUAAGGGUAGUCUCUGAUGAAACCUGUCUCACCAUGGCAGCUGUCCUGCUUUGUGCGUGUGCGUGCACAUUUGUUUAUUUGUGUGUGUGUGUGCGUGCAUGGCAUAGAAAGUUAUUUGUCCAUCAACUCAAUGUAGCUGAUGGCAAUAACAGCAGAGAAAGCGCCCAAUUGAAUGUGCCCAAUUCUUCUUUGUGGAGCACUAAAGGGCAGCUCAUGCAUAUGCAUCAAUGACCUUGCCAAAUCAAAGCUAAAGCAUUACACUGACUUUAAAAAAGAAUGCAAUUAAUGUAGAGUCCUUUACACGAUCAUCUAAUUAGAAUUCUCAUAAUAAGCGGACUGUAAAAGGCUGGUUUAAAACGAAAUCAUUAGUUAAACACAAAGUAUAAGAGCAAUCACUGCAUCAGUCCUCAAGGCUUAACAGGAGUGCACUGAGCAGAUUAUGAAAUUCCAAUGUUGACCCUUUAGUGCUUAUUAGUAGUGUUGCAUGGUAUACUGAAACGUCUGUACUUUUUCGAUACUAUAACAUGAAAAAUUGUUCGGUACUAGAAUUUGUGUUAUUUUCGGUACUUCUGUCAAAUGUGUCACGAAUCAAGCCUGUCUAUCACCCUGCCUGCUCCACUUACUCACUGCUAGCCUGCACUGGGAGUCUGGGCUGCCUCAUGUUAGCUCCCACUCAUGCUGCACAGAAGUUAACACACUUGAAUAAUGCGACACGGCAUGUAGAAAUGUUGCAACUGUUAAUUACUUUUUGCCAAACAGGCUAGUCCAUUACAGGCUAGAACACUUUAAAAUGGAAGAAGAUACUGGUAGCUUCCAGCUUUGUAAGCAAAAUGUCCUUGCUAGCUGACAGCUAAAGCUAACAUCAAUUCACUACCCUAGUACUUUGUUUGUGAUAAUAUGCAACCAUGAGGCAAAAUAUGCAGAUUUUCCAAGCUGAUUGCCACCAAAAACAUUAUUCAUUCACUUAUUUGGUCUCUCGCUCACAUCUCUCCCAAAGAUGAUCUAUAGAGAGCAUUAGUAAUGGCGUCUUUUUGUAGGCACUAACUCCGCCAUGGUCCGUUGGACAAAGCCUAUGGGGAAAAUGAAUGCCGUUUUUAGGGGGAUUUUGGAUAAAAUCCGAAAAUAAGGUCUGUGGUAAACGCAGGCUUAGGAGAUCUUAUACGUUUUGUUCUAUGAGAUAAUCUUCAUCAGCUAACGUCACUUUUUGUGAAUUUUGAAGAAUUUAUGUAAUAAAGCACAUAAAACAUAAAGGCUUCAUAAUUCAUAAAGGUCAUGUUAACUGACUGCUAUUAUCUCCAAUGGAAGGGAAACAGAUUUUUUGUCAUCUGUAGCCCCAUGAAAUCAGUCAAAACACAUGGAUGUCUCAGAAUUUUUUUUAUGUACAAAAUAUUAUAUGCAAAUGUAAUGAUAUUGAACUCAAAAGAUGCCCAACGAUUGAACAGAGCAGUAGCUGAGUUUAUCUGUCUGGUUCAAUGCCAUUCUUUGACUGGCUAAUAUACCGUCUUUAUUUGCCAUUGUAUCGUUUUGGUAUCGAGUAUCGUGAUGGCUUUGAGUAUUGUGAUACUAAACCUGGUAUCGGUAUUGAAGUCAAAAUUCUGGUAUUGUGACAACAGUACUUAUUAGUCCUUCAUACACAUUUCUCUAUCUUUGAAUAAUUUUUGGAAAGCUGCAGUGCCUGUAGAAGUUAAAUAGGCCUGAUGCAGAGGAGAUAAGGAUAAGGGAAUGUGAGCAGCAUCACCUUGUAGAGCUGACAGUACCCUCACCUCAAGCCCAAUGAAAGAUGAAAUUAGAGGUGUGCAGUGGUGGGAUUAUAGAUCAGAGGGUGGGUGUACUGCAUGGAUGGAAGGGGGAAGUCACUGGCUAGUACUGAUACAUCCACAUUUGUUCAACUAACACACAAACACAUCAGUCAUUCACAACAGCACUUCUAAAAACCUCAUGCUUAUUGCUCUUCCCUGGAGCUGUGUAUUUCAUGAGGUUGGCCUUUUGUUCAGACACGCCUGUGUUUGGUUAUUAAUUGAUGAGGUUCUCAUGUGGUCUCCGAGAGUGUUUGUGCAUGCAUGUCAGAUCUAUUUCCAAAUAGGCUGUUCCAUACUACUGCAUGAUUUGAUAAAAAAAUAUAUUCGAUUUCAAUCAAUAGAAAGAAACAUAAAGGUUGUUUUCCUAUGGGGGAUCAAAUUAAGUUUAAAUGGUAUUACAGUGAAAUGCUUACUUGCAAGCUCUUUCCUCAACAGUGCAGUAUCAAUAUAACAAUUGUCAAUGCCAGUAAUAAAUAUAUAAAAAAGAGCAUGAUCAAUACUGUACUAAGUCAGAUAAAAGGUAAGAAAGAAAUACAUUAUUGGGAUUUAUAUUUAUUCAUUAAUGGUUAUAUUUUCAUUGUAAAGCUACAGUUUCGUGUUUUUGCUUGCUCUGACAGAAUGUACGUAGACAGUCAGUUACCCCUUGGUUCAGAUGCAACGCUCUCCAAGAAGUUUGGCUCAGCCUGCCCAUGGCUUCUGAGAGGGCAUUGGCUCACUUUUCACUGCAGUGAGUGUGAGUGAAUGGACAGAGGUGAACUAGAGCGGUCAGACUGUUCCGUCUUAUCAGACGCAGGCAGCAGAGAGGGGGAGCGCUUUCACUGUAUACGUCAAUAGAGUGAAUGUGAGGGGAGAAUGAACUGCGUCUCAUUGUGCUGCCUUCAUCAUGCGUGUCCUCUCCUAUCUCCUGGCUGGCCCGCGAGAGGCAGUGGCAAUGCCAGAGGCAAUGCAAACUAGUCUGAAGCCAGGCCAAUUGGCAACUGGAAACUGUUUGUGGAUGUGUGUUUAUGCAUGUGUGUUAAUCUGAGUGAGUGAGUGUGUGUGUGUGCAUGGUUCAGCAAUUAGCUCUCUAGACAUAAAGGAAAGCAGGAAAUAAUUAUAAACCGUAAAGCGUUCUAUGAGCCUACCAGAAAAGGAUUGAUGCUCACUGUGUAGGUAAGAUUGCAGACCAUUGAGAAUGUUUGCAACUCUCUGAGACUUGCUGUGUCAGAACCAGUAUAAACCUGUUGUUGGGGGAUGGCACAGAUGAUUUGCCUAGAAGCAGGCUGCUCAUGACUGGAGUAAGUGUCCUACGUGCCGUAGCCAGAGGGAAUCUGGGACACCUGCCACUUUGCUUGCUGUCAAACUGGAAGCAUGUUGGGGUGAGCCUUGUGUGUCUUUGUCACAGUGUGUGUAGAACAGUUUCAGGCUGUAUUUUAUUGGACCAAAUCCAAAACUGAAUUUCAGCACUGAUUGUGCAGGAGGCUAAAAUGAUUGUUCAUCCUCAUUGGCUUUCUGUUCAUGUUUAGCUGUAGUAGUUGGUUUGUGGUUAAUAUAUAAACAUAUAAUACUAAAUCUGUGCCUUUUUGCCAUAACAAAGGGAUAGCUAGACGUCUCCAGGACACUUCCUGGUAUUCCCCAGUGAGGGCUACUCUAACAGGAUUUAGGCCUACAUGCGUGUGAAAAGAAUCCUCAUGUAAUUUUAAUAAGGUCUAGUCAGACUAAAAAUGUGGAAACAUGGAACAUAGUUUUUUGUUCAAAAAUCUACUGGAUAAUGUACACAGUUUGGAUUACACCAUUGCUUUAGUUCAGUGCGCGAUGUGGCCAUUUUUUUGUAAUCUGAUGUUUAAUUUCGGUGUGAAUUUAACCUGAGGCAGAUACUGUUCUCUUCGGUGUGAAUUUAACCUGAGGCAGAUGCUGUUCUCUUCAGUGUGAAUUUAACUUGAGGCAGAUGCUGUUCCUCUCUCUUCUCACCCUUUCUGUUCCCAUUUACCUCACCACUUCCCUCUGCCUUAAGCAGAAAGCAUUUCUAUUACGUUUAGGCAAACAGUGCCUUUAUUGCCGUUGGAGAUAAAAAAAAAAAUUAUGACUAAGUCAGCAACAGAGGGAAUUGGGUUUGUAUGAGGAAAAUAAUAACAUUUGUCAAGGACAGUUGCUUGUCUUUUUUACUUUGUUUUUUAGUGCUUUUGAUAUUCUGGUACUGGACAGUUUUGUUUGAGUCAUCAUUAUGUAUGUACCUCUCUAGCACAGCACAGUCCACAUGAAAACUCUGAAUUCCUUCUGUCGACUUAAAUCUGUCUGUCUCCUCCUCUGUCUUGCAGAAGAAGGUGGUGGAGCAGCUGAGGAAAGAGCUGCUGGUGAAACAGGAUCAUCCAGAGGUCCAGGCCCACCAGCAGCCCCAGCACCCAGUGCAGCCUGAUGGGAAGGCCUCUGCCCUGCCUAACCUCCACACCCCACCCUCCCUACCCUCGCCUGACAAACUGAGCACACCACAGGUACUUGCUCACACACACACACACACACACACACACACACACACACACACACACACACACACACACACACACACACACACACACACACACACACACACACACUCUGCUGUAAUAGUAAUCUGUUGCUAUGUGUUGUUGAGGGUAGCCCCAUAUUCAACUCAGCUUCUCUCUCCUGGACAGAACACGAUGACGAUCACCCCGAUCAUCGCCACUAAGACUCUACCUCUGGUACUGAAAGCUGCCACCGCUACCAUGCCUGCUUCCGCCGUGACGCUGCGACCCUCCGUCGCCAAGGUCACAGCCAUCAGCAACACGCCCAAGGCCAGCAUAGGUCACCCUGACUCACUGAGUGCACCUAUCAACCUUCAGACAUCCAGCAAGUUGACCAAUCAGGGAGUGGAGCCGGUUCGGAUAGUCUCCAAGAACACUAUAGUUGUAAGUAUACUGUAUGUACCACAUGUCAUUCACUCAGCCUCAUUGUCUGCACAUACAAUACAUUUACACUGAACUGUCCCUGAAGUCCUGAUUGUGUUAAUAGUAUAUUUCUGAUUUGUAAACCAAACAUUUGAAAUCACAGGGCACAGAUGGGGUUGCUGUCUCCUUUAGAUAAGGAUGAUGUGUCGCCAUUUUCUGUGUCGUUGCAGGAGUGUUUGUAAAUGCAGAUUUCAUAAAGAAUGAGUCGGAUCUGGGAUCUAUUUUUCUUCACUGUGUGAAUUGUACGUGUGAGUGUGCGUUUAUGAGUGUGUUCUCAUGGUCUAUCUUGUUGAGACUGCACAUCUGUGUGUUUUCACAGUCCCUAAUGUGUGUAAAUGGAUGGUUUCAUCACAGGUGCAGGCCACUGCCCAGCCUAUCAAAGUUCCUCAGUUUAUCCCUCCACCUAGACUGAUGCCUCGACCUACCUUUCUACCGCAGGUUCGUCCACAUGGAUCUCCCCACCCCUCACCCUCUCUCCAGUAACACUAACAGGGGGCGUUUGGAUUGGAUAUCAGUCCUAGAAUGAUAAGCUUCUAAGCUUUAAUUCAUUAGCUAUCAUCUGACAUCAUAUAACAUCAAAUGUACUCAAUUUGAGGCAGUUUGAUUAGAUAGCCUACCACAAUGGUUUUCUAUUCAGAGGUCUGAAUAGGAAUUCUACUGGAGGGGACUGGUGGAGCAAGUUAUUUUAAUUUGUUGUGUUUGUCUUGUGUCCUUAUGUGAUGUGUGUUCAUAUGCUUUUUGUUCAGGACAGAAGGCUUGGCCCAAGACCUGUUUCAGUGGCAUUUUCGUAACCCCUUGCUAACUACCUGGCUUCUAUGUCAGCAGUGUUGUUCCUUACCACGUGCUUUGGCUGUUCCUUCAAUCUACCUGCCCAGUGCCAACCCACCUCCUGCUAACCUUUGCUGUGAAUGUGGCAUGCUCUCUGUUGUUUCUGCUUUGUGUGUUGAUUACAGAGGGUUAAUGACAAAGCUGUGUAAUUGAUAUGCACUUUUCUUGCUGUUUAAAAGACAUUGGCCCUUACAUACUGUAUACUCACUAUCUUCCUCUCUAUAUUGUGGACCAGGUUCGACCUAAACCAGCCACACCUACACCCACUUCCACGGUGCCCAUCGCCCCUGCGCCCCCUCCUCCCAUGCUGGCUGCCCCCCAGCUCCUCCAGCGGCCGGUCAUGUUGACCACCAAGCUGACCUCCACCUCACUGGCCUCCACCACCGGGCCCAUCCACCAGGUACGCAUCGUAAACGGCCAGCCCUGCGCCAGCAUCACCAAGACCCUGCCAUCUGCCCAGCUGACUGGCAUCGUCAUCACCUCGCCAGCCACCGUUACGGCCACCACCCCCCUGGCAACACAUCAGACCCUUCAGAUCAGAAGCCUCAGCCCUGACACCAAGGUGAGAGCAAGGGGAACGGAGAGGGGGCAGGCGAACUUGAUUUGUCUAAAUUACAUUAAUCUCAAAGGACCCAAUCAAAUUAAAUCUAUUAGCUUCCAGCUAAUAUUUUGAGUAGGGCCUUCAGUAGUAGAAUUACCAUUUUCAUUGCUGUUAAACCAAGAAGCACCCUGCUGUUAGCCUUGCUAUUUUUGGUUCAUCACAGGCUUCUUACUUAACUCAAUUUGGUCUGCAUAGACACCCUGCUUUGUUGAUGUGCAUGGAUAGGUACUUGAGCGGCUGCCACAACUCUAUUCCAGAGUGAAUUCUUAGAUACAGUGAAUAUUGGAAGACCUCUCAAUAACAUUAAUGAAUGGAAAGUCCUCCACCUCCAUAAGCCAGGUCAUCACCACCCUCUGUUCUGGUUUGCUGUGUGUGAAAAUGUGUGUUUUUCCCGUUGAGAGAGGUCUCUAAUGAAGGGGCGUAGCACCCACCAUGGAGGGACUGUGGCUCUUGAAAUGUGUGGCUAACUCUGUUACUUCUGUCCUCCAGACUGUUAAAGCUCGGGGUGUUACAGAGCCGAAGACAUCGGCCAGUGCGCCCUCCUCCCCCUUACACACCGCUAGAGGCACCCCUCCACCCCUGCUGAGGAACAAGAGAGAGGACAACCCCCAGGUGGGCCUAUACUCUAUACACAGAUGCAAUGAAAACAGGACAAGAAUAGUAUAUGGUCAGCUUUGUUUCUGACACGUUUAAUAAAAAUGUGAUUUCUUGUUCUCUCCCACAGAAACUUGCCUUCAUGGUGUCCUUGGGACUUGUGACAUAUGACCAUCUGGAAGGUUGGAAGACCCAAAUGGAGCUUUGCUUUUUCAUAGCACCCCCACCCUGUUCUGUAUACAUUUUCACAAUAAUGUAUGCACUUGCGUGAAGACAAUGUAACAUCAGAUAUGUCCAUAGUGUUAUACUGACCUGGUCUAUUCGAUACCUGUGCAGAGAUCCAGAGUCGGAGGCAGGAGCGCAAGAGGAGAACGACAGCGAACCCAGUGUACAGUGGAGCAGUGUUUGAGCCUGAGGUACAGUAUAUAGGCCACUAAGGUUAUUAUUAUGGCAUUAUGAUGAUACUGUCAGGGUUGGGGUCAAUUCCAUUUAAAUUCCAGUCAAUUCAGGAAGUACAUUAAAAUUAAAAUUCUCUUCAAUGGGGAAAAUUUGGAAUUGGAAUUUGGUUUACUUUCUGAAUUGACUGGAAUUUAAAUGGAACCGACCCCAUUCUACUGUACCCAUUUAACUCUGCUGUGAGAGAACCCUACCUAAGUAGUAAAUAAAACGUAUAUUUACAGCGUAAGAAGAACGGCGUCACAUACCUGAACACUCCUCUACACCAAGGCACCAGGAAGAGAGGUCAGUAUGAAUUCUCCUGUCAGGUUAUGGAAACACCUAGCUGCUCAGGGUUGUGUGGAGUGUCACACCUUGUAACCUUGUUAACACCACCGUGUCAAUUGGACCGCACCCCUGCCUCCCAAAUACCAGCAGGAAGGCUAUGCUGUCAUAUCUCAUAACUGUGGAGACUAGUAUACAUUAUUUUGUUGUACUGUGAUACUGUCCCAUCACAGACUUACUGUAGUAGCUCUGUUGGUUGUGCUGUCAUGCUAAUGCAAUGUAGCUGGCUCUUUCCUUGCCUUGCAUUUCCUGCUUUAAUGCCGCUUGACUCUGUGAUUUUUCCCUGUCAGUAAUUAAUGCUACUUAACCAGCUCUCUUUGCCCUCUCAGUAAGAUGCCUUCCCACCCUGCUCUGAAUGUAUUGUUGAGGAUGGCUUCAUAGUUCUGUGGUCCUCUGUAGCUCAGCUGGUAGAGCACGGCGCUUGUAACGCCAAGGUAGUGGGUUCGAUCCCCGGGACCACCCAUACACAAAUAAAAAUGUAUGCACGCAUGACUGUAAGUCGCUUUGGAUAAAAGCGUCUGCUAAAUGGCAUAUUAUAUUAUUAUAUUAUUCUGCCUGUACUGUAUGUGCUCACCCCAGGACUCUACCAAGCAAAACCCCAUGUGGAUUUGAGCCAUGUCUCUGUCUGAAUGCUAUGUGUAUGGCAUUAGCCUGGGUACCAGUCUGAGUUAUCAUUCCACUCCUUGUCAUGUUUAGCAUGACACGGAGUAUAUGGAGUGGAAUGUCAACAAAACAGGUUCUGGAUUUCAGGCUAGUAUGGCAUGCCAAGCCAAGUCAGACAUCACUGCUAAUUUGUUUGUAACAUACUUAAGAGGCCUGUUAUGUAACAGAUUUAGUGGUACACUGCAGUUCUAUGGGUAGAACAUUUAGGAUAAUUAAUCCUCAUAUGAACCAAGCAUUUGCUUCCCACGUUCUGACUGACAAUGUUGAAUGUAGCUGUAUUUGACCUAUUGUUUCAUAUAGUACAUUGAAAUAAUAUUGAUAUUAGCUGAUAUUAGAUUUUACAUUUGUUUCAACAAAGUUUUGCUCUGCGGGUCGAUACGAUGUGGCUUAUAUCUUGCUUUGACCUGGUUUGUUCUCAGAACUACUGUCUAAUUAACUGUCAGCUUUGCCCAGCUCACCCUUCCUCUUGACCCGACUUCACGCUGUUCCCCCUCGCUGUGUACUAACGCUUCUGUCUGUGCUCCUCCUCUUCCUCUUCCUUAUGCGCUAGCCAAUGAGGACCCCUUGUCACAGGUAUGUCAUGAGAAUGUUUUUUUAUUUUGUUCUCCCAUUUUCCUUUCUUUUGUUUUUGUUUUGUUUUGUCGUGUCUCAUCUCACCCAGGUCGCCCACCCAAAUACAGCAGUGUUCCUGAGCUGGGUCUUCACACCCCAACAUCCCCCACCAGCAGUCAUUCCGCCUCCCCGGCCCACCAUCGGCCAGAGAGGGGGGGCUCUCACUUCCCCGUCCACCCCCACACCCUCCCUCUGCCUAGCCCCAGCUCCGGGGAUGUAAGUAGCUGAUGGAGAGCCCACUGCACCUACCAGGACUAGAGGAAGCCUCCCCCCAAAUCCCCCCUCAGUGGUAUCUCCCUGAGGUUCCUAUGGUUUCAGGACAGACCAUACCUCGUUACAACAUGAAACCUUCCACAUCCAUUCACUUUUACACCCUACAUGCCAUUACAUCCAUCAUUCAUUUAUGUGUGACAAUCUAUGUGUGUCCUGGUGUCCAUAACCUUACAAAGUGAAAAGUCCCUCCUUUGGCUGAGGAUGUUUGGAUCAACGCAUCACACGUCAGUGUUGUUGACAGUGGUGUUUGGGGUUUGGUAGGGUACCUUGACCAGCAACAUUACUCGCGGUCAUCCAGUGAAAACUGUGGAGUGUGAACAACACCCAGUGCCCACAAAUACAAUUACAAUGUGGACAGUUUGAAAGCACAGUCAGAUUGGACAGGUGUCAUUCAGUGAAGUUCGACUCCCUCUCCUCUAGUCCCACAUAUCCAGGUAUGAUCGGUUGGGCGUAGUGGCCACAAUACUGAUUGAUGCAAUUCUUCCUGACAGGGAGACAUCCAUGAGGACUUCUGCACUGUGUGCAGGCGCAGUGGUCAGUUGCUCAUGUGUGACACAUGUGCACGUGUUUACCAUCUGGACUGCCUCGCUCCACCCUUGAAAACCAUUCCCAGGGGCAUGUGGAUCUGCCCCAAAUGUCACGACCAGGUAACAGCAGCAUCUGUCCCUGAAGUCUCAGCCACUUAGAAGCUCCCCCAGCAGUUCCCAGGCUGGUUGUAAACUAAAUGCAGCUAAAACAAGCUCCUGCUGAGCCACAGACACCCCUGUUUAUCCAAGGCAGUUUGUAAGAGUGAGAUAUUAGAAGGUGAAUCCUCAGUGAGAACUACUCAUGCCACCUUGUCCUAGUGCUCUCAGGAAUCUCAGAGCUUGUCUUAUUGUAGGGUGUCUGAGCAAUAAGACUGUUCCUAGCUUUGUAAGUUCUCCCAACAAAGUUUUUGAACAGGCAUGAGAAAGCGCCAUGCAUUUCAUUUCAUUAUUUGUACAAAAUGCUUCUUGCACUGUCAUCUUUUUUUUAAUUUUUUAUCUUGUCUGUCUGAUCUCUGAAAGAUUUGUGUGAUGUGGAAGUUCUCCACAGGGGCCCUGUAUGUGUCCCUGGGCUUUUGGUAGCUUGGUUGAAAGGGAAGACGUGUUAUGUUGAUGUCCCUCUGUGUAAUGAUUCCAUAACAUACAGUAUGAUAACCUACAGUAACCAAUAAUCAUUUGAUUCAUGGCCUUGUCUCUCUGUCCUAAAAUCCAUGACAACAACGUUCAGAGCCAUGAUUGUAUAAACAUCUAAAAGUUGGUGAAGAAAUCAGGCAACAAAGAUGAGCAAUAAUGACUGUAUAAAAUAAAUAAUUGAAAUACUGAGCUAUAUUUUAUGCAAAAAGAAAUUGGGAAAGUAUAUUAUUUUAUACUAAUACAAUUGUUUAGAGAAAGAUUUUGUUUAACAAGUAAUAAUGUUUUCUCUCAAAAAGGUAGCCGUCAGAAUUAUUGACACCCAUAAAUACUCGUAUAAUUAAAGUCGUCAAAAGGUUAGUAUUUGGUCCCAUAUUCAUAGCACACAAUGACUACAUUGCUGGAUGCAUUUGCAGUUAAUUUGAUUGUGUUUCAGAUUAUUUUGUGCCAAAUACAAAUGAAUGGUAAAUAAUGUAUUGUGUCAUUUUGGAGUCACUUUUAUUGCAAAUAACAAUAGAAUAUGUUUCUAAACACUUUUACAUUAAUGUGGAUGCUACUGUGAAUAAUGAUGAGUCCUGCUUCAGUUCCGAGGGUCAGAGGUCAUGCCCCAAAGACAUGCUUUCACCAUUACCAAUAACGGGAGGUUAGCGUGUGUUGGGGGUAUAAUCUUUGACCCUCUGUAACUUUCUCACUCAUCAUUAUUCACGAUUCAUUCAGGAUUAUCCGUAAUCAUGGUAGCAUCCACAUUAAUGUAGAAGUGUUUAGAAACAUAUUUUUGUUCUUAUUUACAAUAAAAGUGACUUCAAAAUGACACAAUACAUUAUUUACCAUUAAUUUCUAUUGGGCACAAAAUAAUCUGAAACAACCAAAACUAACUGCAAAUGCAUCCAACAUGUUUGUAGAAUCACAUAUGCUAGUAAUAUGGGACCAAAUACUAAACCUUUGACUACUUUAUUUAUAAGAAUCUUUAGGAGUGUCAAUAAUUUUGACCGCUACCUUUUUGAGAGAAAGAAAGUAUUACUUGUUAAACAAAAUCUCUUUCUCUGAGCAAUUUUAUUCGUAUAACAUAAUAUCAUUUCCAAAAAAAAAUCUUGUGCAAGUUCUCCCACUUAAAAAGAUGAGAGAGGCCUGUAAUUUUCAUCAUAGGUACACGUCAACUAUGACAGACAAAAUCAGGAAAAAAAAUCCAGAAAAUCACAUUGUAGGAUUUUUAAUGAAUUUAUUUGCAAAUUAUGGUGGAAAAUAAGUAUUUGGUCAAUAACAAAAGUUUCUCAAUACUUUGUUAUAUACCCUUUGUUGGCAAUGACACAGGUCAAACGUUUUCUGUAAGUCUUCACAAGGUUUUCACACACUGUUGCUGGUAUUUUGGCCCAUUCCUCCGUGCAGAUCUCCUCUACAGCAGUGAUGUUUUGGGGCUGUGGCUGGGCAACACUGACUUUCAACUCCCUCCAAAGAUUUUCUAUGGGGUUGAGAUCUGGAGACUGGCUAGGCCACUCCAGGACCUUGAAAUGCUUCUUACGAAGCCACUCCUUCGUUGCCCGGGCGGUGUGUUUGGGAUCAUUGUCAUGCUGAAAGACCCAGCCACGUUUCAUCUUCAAUGCCCUUGCUGAUGGAAGGAGGUUUUCACUCAAAAUCUCACGAUACAUGGCCCCAUUCAUUAUUUUCUUUACACGGAUCAGUCGUCCUGGUACCUUUGCAGAAAAACAGCCCCAAAGCAUGAUGUUUCCACUCCCAUGCUUCACAGUAGGUAUGGUGUUCUUUGGAUGCAACUCGGCAUUCUUUGUCCUCCAAACACGACGAGUUGAGUUUUUACCAAAAAGUUCUAUUUUGGUUUCAUCUGACCAUAUGACAUUCUCCCAAUCCUCUUCUGGAUCAUCCAAAUGCACUCUAGCAAACUUCAGACGGGCCUGGACAUGUACUGGCUUAAGCAGGGGGACACGUCUAGCACUGCAGGAUUUGAGUCCCUGGUGGCGUAGUGUGUUACUGAUGGUAGGCUUUGUUACUUUGGUCCCAGCUCUCUGCAGGUCAUUCACUAGGUCCCCCGUGUGGUUCUGGGAUUUUUGCUCACCGUUCUUGUGAUCAUUUUGACUCCACGGGGUGAGAUCUUGCGUGGAGCCCCAGAUCGAGGGAGAUUAUCAGUGGUCUUGUAUGUCUUCCAUUUCCUAAUAAUUGCUCCCACAGUUGAUUUCUUCAAACCAAGCUGCUUACCUAUUGCAGAUUCAGUCUUCCCAGCCUGGUGCAGGUCUACAAUUUUGUUUCUGGUGUCCUUUGACAGCUCUUUGGUCUUGGCCAUAGUGGAGUUUGGAGUGUGACUGUUUGAGGUUGUGAACAGGUGUCUUUUAUACUGAUAACAAGUUCAAACAGUUGCCAUUAAUACAGGUAACGAGUUGAGGACAGAGGAGCCUCUUAAAGAAGAAGUUACAGGUCUGUGAGGGCCAGGAAUCUUGCUUGUUUGUAGGUGACCAAAUACUUAUUUUCCACCAUAAUUUGCAAAGAAAUUCAUUAAAAAUCCUACAAUGUAAUUUUCUGGAUUUUUUUUUCUCAAUUUGUCUGUCAUAGUUGACGUGUACCUAUGAUGAAAAUUACAGGCCUCUCUCAUCUUUUUAAGUGGGAGAACUUGCACAAUUGGUGGCUGACUAAAUACUUUUUUUCCCCACUGUAGCUCAGUAUUUAAAUUAUACUGUAUAUCUCCGCUCUCCUGUCUCCACCAAAAACUACUGAAACAUAAUGGAUGGUUGAAUGGUUAUUACAACAAUACAAAAAAGAAGCAGAACUAAUCCUAUUGUUGACAGGAUUUAAAUGUUUUCCCUUUUCUUCUUUAGAUUUUGAUGAAAGAUGAGGCAAUCCCAUGGCCUGGAACCCUCGCUAUCGUUCAUUCCUACAUUGCAUAUAAAGCAGGUACAGAAGAAGACAGUUAUUAAAAGAGCUACCUCAAAUGAAUUUGUAUGAAUAUAAUUAACACAGCGUUGACUGUAAUGGUUUCUCUGUCUUCUGGCUGACAGCUAAAGAGGAGGAGAAGCAGAAACUGGUGAAGUGGAGCUCGGAACUGAAGCAGGACAGAGAACAGCUAGAACAAAGGGUCAAACAGCUGAGCCAAUCCAUAACGGUAAGCAUCACACUGCAUGACACUGAUGCUAACACUGAAGUCAUGUGAAGUCAUCUCAGAACAGUACAUUAACUGGAUGGUUAAUUACUAAUAGGUCUGUCCCUAUUUCCCUCUAAAGAAAUGCAUGGAGAACAAGAACACUAUCCUGGCCCGUCAGAGGGACAUGCACAACUCCCUGGAGAAGGUCAAGGGCCUGGUGCAUCUCAUUCAGGGCAUGAACUUCUGCCCAUCCCCUGAGGCCUCACCGCCACCGCCAGCGGUCCAGACCAGCAUCACAAAUGGAGGAACAGACUGUGCCAGUGCUGACCACACGGACGACACAAGUCCUGAGGAUCACAAGAACAUAAGUAACAAUAGUAGGGAUGACCUGAACAACAACACAGACGGGGCGGCAGAGGAGGAUGAGAAAGAGGAAGUUAAAGAGAUUGACAACCUCAACAGCAGCAGCCUCGGCAAAACCUUAGCGCCUCCCCAGACUAUUGCACCGGCCCCUGUGGAUGUAGCAGAGGGGCCAAAUAACACCCACCCACCCAGUCCAGAGACAGGAACCCCCAAAUAUGGAGAGAGGGAAAGAAAAAGAUAAAGCAUCCCAUGAAGUUGCCCAAAGUUGCCAAUGGAUUAACACACGCCAACAUAUAUAUUUUUGGGUCGUUGUUAUUGUAGUUGUGUAUUAUUGGAUUGUCUGAGAGGACAUACAUUAUGAGUAUCUGAUCGAGAAAUGGAAAGGGACGAAGGAGGGUGAUUUAUGUACCAGUGGUAUGCCAAUCGAGGUCAAAGAUUAUUAUUCAAGUCUGAUGAUAUUGACACUCUUACUAAUAAUAACGAUAUUGUUAAUAGUAAUAAACAUCACACCAAUGUGUGCCUCCAAUAGUCGCCAUAGCGCCUCUUUGUGGGGAUGGUUUCUUAGGGUGUCUUAAUCUGCAGCUUCAGGGGAGAUGGAUCCGAGAUGUCCAAAGACAAGACCUGCCUGCUCGCCUGAAGAUCCACCACAUACACCACACCAGAAACAAUUGGAUCAACCAAAACACCAUAGCAGCCAUUUGGAAUUUAAAAACGACCAGGGGACAAGGUUUUGUUUGCUGCAGUAUUUGUCAACAGUGAAAAUCACUGAAGUAUUGCCUGAGGGAUAUGAUUUGUCCCAAAUCACACUUUUUGUCUUAAAGGAGCUCCAGCCCACCUCCAUCCAUGUAUCCCACCUGCCCCAUUACAACCACCAAAACCCCUGACAAUACAGCUUAAAGUAACAUCACAGGACAGAUGAUGGAUCAGCAUAGGUCAGCCUCACGUUCAAGUUGUAUCCACUGUCACCUCAGUGCUGCCCAACAGACAGCUGGACAGACCGACUACAGUGGGAGGAGCUCAGCAUUCAGCUUAAGAUCCGUGGUCUUCAGCCGCAUCACAUGGACUCAUUGCAUGCUUCAUUGACGACGGAGAUGUUUUUCUUUUCAAUGUAACCUUAUCAUGACUUGUGUUGCAUUGUCCAUUGUUGCUGAACUUAGCAUUCCUUUUUGCUUGUUGAGAAUAUGAUUGACCCAUUUUUGGAGUGAUACAUUGGGAGACAUAAAAAGAAAGCUGCUGCAUCAAUAUUCCAUUUGAAUGAUAGAGUCCAUGUGAAUGCAGCUCUAGGCAUGCAUGGGGACUUUGCAACUAUCAGUUCAGAUAUUGUCUGAGAGGUUUUUUGUGUCCGUUUGUCAUGCCCCUGGGAUCUGUUGCUAAAGGAAACUAACAAUUUAUUCUGGGGGGAUCUAUUUGUAUUCAGGUCUUCCUAGUUUUCAAAUAUCAAGAUAUGCUUCUUCAAAAGUGCUUUUCUGUUUCGCAUUACUUUGGUUUCUUAUAAAAUAUAUUAGAACUGGAAAAUAAUAUGUAAAUAGCUUUGUUUUUUUAGAUGUUCCUUGCAAUUGAAUUAUCAUUCAAUAUGCUGAAUUCAUAACUGCCAAAUGCUAUUGUAUCCAAAUACAGCAGGGAAACAGUCCUAUUUUCUUAUAUAAUGUUUUUAAGGUUUCAAUUAGGAGUCCCCAUAGAUGGGCACAAAUUUUGCAUGGCCGUUACAUACAAACAAAAGAGAGUGUGGCAAUGACAUUGUUCCAAAUGUUGUUUGGAAAAACUGCCAGGAGCCCUAUAGGAAAAGCACAAGCUUGUUGGCAAAAAAAACUGGAACCGAACCACAUACACCCGUCCUGCCAUAAACAUGUCUAAAGUAAAUUUGAACAUUUUAAUGAUUAUAUUUUACACCACAACACUGACAAGUCACCUUUCAUUUUACACAUUGUUUACCCUUUUGUACAGUACGUGUAGCUUUUAUUUAUAACCUGCCAUUUUACAUGAUUAAGUCCUUAGAGUUGCAAUGAAAUGUAGAUAUAUUAGUUGUGAAACACUUGAGAAAUUAGGGACAUUAAAUGGAAAUUAAGGAAUAGGUUGCCAGUAAACAUAUAAUUUCAUUUCACCUACUUGCUGUACUACACCAUAUGGUAUGGGUUCCCCUGGGGUACCUUUUCUAGAGAGUUUGAAGGCGUUUACAAGGCCCUAUAUAUUUUCUCUGACAUGAAAUGCACCCAACCAUGGCAAUGUUUUAGACAGAUUUAAGUUUUUCAAAAUAAAAAAUCAUAAUAAUGCAAUUAACUGGAAAGCACAAGGGAAGAUGCAAAGCGGUUUUAAUCUAUAGCCAGAUCAAGAGGAAAGCAUUAGUUAAAGAAUAAGUGAUGGCCCAGUCCAGUGUCUUGUGUGGAUGGCCUGCAGUACUUGUCAUUGUAUAGCAAUUGCCUUAAGAAAUUCUUGCUCCUCGUGAACAAACUGUGUUCGGUGUAUUGUUGGUCUUAUUUGAGUGUCUCAAAAAAAUUCAGUGAAUUAUGGAAAUAUUGUCUAUUUGUGAUGUACCAUUUCAGGAAAUCGACUUUUCUUUGCACAGAACUGAAAUGAUUGGCUAAAAUUGGAAUCUAUUGUUUUCACAAGGGGUCAGUUGCUCUGAGUCAUCAUGUAAGAGAGUUCUGAUUAGUUUUGACUUGACUUGCCAGUGUAUGAAAAAUAAGGAUUGUGAUUUGAACUACUAUUUGAGUUUUCCCUCCACCAAGUCCCUCAAAUACAAGUAAUUAGCUAAUAUUAUAAUGCACCUUUGGUUGAACACUCAACAGUGUUAUAUCAUUUAGUUCUCUCCUGAUUGUACAUUUGCCAUCUUCACAGAGCAAGAUGCAAAUUAUAAAAGUGGCAGCAGUGAUGACACUUUUUUUUUAUGGUGCAGAAGCUUAGAAAAUGUAGCUCUCAGUGCCUCAAUAAUGCAAUAGAAAUAAUAAGGAUCUCAGCAAAUACUCUCCCUAUCUUUGCUCAGCAUGGUGAGCCAAAAAAAACAACUACUACAGUUGUCAAAACCUCAACAAAUCUAUGCCUACAUAUGCAAAUAGAUUGUAUGGACAUGAUUAUACUUAGAAAAACCAUUCCAUUUAGAACUGAAUUUAACCUUUCCAACCUUGGUAACACUUUACUUUAAGGUACCUUUCAUAAAAUAGUUAUAAGUAGUUUAUAGACUGUUAUUUAGUAGUUUACAGAUUUUAGUUUAAAACCCAUAACUAAUAAGUAACACUUUAUAGACCAGUGAUGAAGGGUAUAGGCUACCUUAAUGUAAAGUGUUACAGCAGCAUAUUGAAAACUACAGCUGUACCAUUAAAUGUUUCAUAUACUGUAUACGUACCCCAAUGACUCGUGUAGGAAAUGAAAUAUUAUUCUCAAUUAGUGACUUUUAUUGGAUCAUAACUUUGAAGGCAAAGUGCUGAAUAUUAUGGGUGUAAUUGUUUGUAUUUUCUGAUAUAGGGAGGAAAAUAG